Balearica regulorum gibbericeps (East African grey crowned-crane) is the source of this 956-nucleotide messenger RNA. Lineage: Eukaryota; Metazoa; Chordata; Aves; Gruiformes; Gruidae. The record is from RefSeq and is a predicted model, not a curated record.
AUGGAAUUCAACCCAUCAGAUCAUCCACGGGCCAGUACAAUAUUUCUCAGUAAAUCACAAACAGAUGUGAGAGAAAAACGCAAGAGUCUCUAUAUAAACCACGUAACUCAUCUAUGUUACAAUAAAAACUAUAAAUCACCAUUGAGAAGGAAGUACAGUUCCUGCUCCACUAUUUUCCUGGAUGACAGCACAGUCAGUCAACCAAACCUCAAGUAUACUAUCAAAUGUGUAGCUCUUGCAAUAUAUUACCACAUCAAAAACAGGGACACAGAUGGAAGAAUGCUCUUAGAUAUUUUUGAUGAAAACCUUCAUCCCCUUUCGAAAUCCGAAGUGCCACCAGAUUAUGACAAACAUGACCCGGAGCAGAAACAGAUUUACCGCUUUGUUCGGACGCUGUUCAGUGCUGCUCAACUGACUGCUGAAUGUGCCAUUGUCACCCUGGUGUAUCUUGAAAGACUUUUAACUUACGCAGAGAUAGAUAUUUGUCCAGCAAACUGGAAGCGAAUUGUACUGGGUGCGAUUCUGUUGGCAUCCAAAGUUUGGGACGACCAGGCAGUGUGGAACGUGGAUUACUGCCAGAUCCUGAAAGAUAUCACGGUUGAAGACAUGAAUGAGCUGGAACGCCAGUUUCUUGAGCUGUUGCAGUUCAAUAUUAAUGUUCCCUCCAGUGUUUAUGCCAAGUAUUACUUUGAUUUGCGUUCCUUGGCAGAAGCAAAUAACCUGAGUUUUCCUUUGGAGCCUCUCAGCAGGGACAGGGCAUAUAAACUUGAGGCCAUUUCCCGCUUGUGUGAAGAUAAAUAUAAGGACUUCAGGAAAGUUGCAAAGAAACGGUCAGUCAGUGCUGACAAUCUGACUGUGGUUAGAUGGUCCCCUGCUAUUAUCUCCUAACAGAGGAGACUGGAAUAUUCCUAUGACGUACUGUUUCAUCCAUCCAUUUUUUUCGGGGUGGGCUGGGG